ACGUGAUCUGACUGUCAACUAGCCACUUAUGCAAUCUAAAGAAAUUUGUAGUGACAAAAGUAGGUAAUAUGGAAGCAAGCAAGGACAAUGAAUCAAACAAUGUGUGUGAAAACUCUGAAAGUUUUAAAGAAAAAAUUCCAACCUUCCUGUCACAAAGAUGGAUUUUGGCAUACCUCUUUUUGACGGGGUAUUUCAAUGUAUAUGCGUUGAGAGUAAACAUCAGUGUUGCACUUGUUUGUAUGGUGAGGACCCCUUUCGAUAAUUCCACUUUAAUGAACUCAUCACAGAGCAAUAUCACGACUGACGAUACAUGUGGUGUUCUAGAUGUCACGAGCCCUAAAGCUCAAGAGCGAGGAGAAUUUGAUUGGGAUAAGAACACAAGAUCAGCAAUACUAUCUUCAUUCUUUUACGGAUACAUUUUUACACAAAUACCAGGAGGAUGGUUAGCUGAUAGAUUUGGUGGAAAGCGUAUUUAUGGCACCGCCAUGGCUAUAUCUGGGGUAGCAACACUUUUAACGCCAGUGUUUGCAAGAACGUCUGUCUAUUUGGUGUACGUACUUCGUGUUGUUUUGGGAGUAGCUACGGGUGUUGUGUUUCCUGUUGGCCAUUCAAUGUGGGGAAGAUGGGCUCCUCCUUUAGAACGUAGCAAACUUAUUGCAACGUCCUACGUAGGAGCAACGGCUGGAAUAAUUGGUACAUUUGCAGCAUCAGGACUUCUUUGUGAAUAUGGUUUCGACAAUGGAUGGGGUUCAAUAUUUUAUAUCACUGGUGGGAUGAGUUGUAUUUGGACUGUUGUUUGGUUUUACCAAGCCAGAGAUUCCCCUUCAGAACAUCCGAGGAUAUCUAAAGCAGAGUUACGAUAUCUAACGAAUGCUAUAGAGUUUGACACAUCCAGAAAGGUAUCAGACAUACCAUGGAAAAAGAUGGGAACCUCAGUUGUUUUAUGGGUAGGAAUAUGUACCCAUAUGUGUAACAACUGGGGCUGGUAUACACUUCUUACAAAUCUACCUGCUUUCAUGAAGUCAGUUCUGAAAUUUGAUAUAAAAAGUAAUGGAGGUCUGUCAUCUUUACCAUACAUUUGUCAGGCUAUCAUGUCAAUAGGAGCUGGACAUUUGGCCGACUUUCUGAGAAGAAAGAAAAUAUUGACAACAAGACAAACCAGAAGAUUGUUUCAGACUAUUUCUUUUUCCGGAGCUGGAAUUUUUCUUGUUACCACUGGUUUCGUGCCUUGCGAGAAAAAGUACUUAGGAGUUCUGUUUCUUUGCCUGGCAGUUACGCUUAGUGGGUUUACCAGAGCCGGAUAUUCUGUUAGUCAUAUUGAUGUUGCCCCAAAAUACAGUGGAAUAAUGUUGGGUAUAUGUAAUACCAUGGCAACAAUUCCUGGAAUGGUAGCUCCAUUAGUAGCUGGUGCUUUGACUCCAAAUGACACUCAAGAAGAAUGGCGAAAUGUAUUUUAUGUGUGUGCAGUCUUUUACCUUAUUGGUAUUAUUGUAUUUGGAGGUUUUGCAAGAGGAGAAGUACAGUCAUGGGCAAAAGAUAAAGUUAUUGAACUAGAUAGCAUUGAUAUAAAAGAACCUUUGACAUCUGAAUCAACGCAUAAGAUUCAAUAA
Molecule: messenger RNA, 1610 nt
Organism: Mytilus trossulus (common blue mussel)
Lineage: Eukaryota; Metazoa; Mollusca; Bivalvia; Mytilida; Mytilidae
Exons: 11
Coding region: 69-1610 (513 amino acids)
Biological process (GO): transmembrane transport; monoatomic anion transport
Cellular component (GO): membrane
Molecular function (GO): transmembrane transporter activity
Source: RefSeq, a predicted model, not a curated record